This is a messenger RNA of Amoebophrya sp. A120, 293 nucleotides long. NCBI's taxonomy places the organism in Eukaryota, Dinophyceae, Syndiniales, Amoebophryaceae. The record is from the annotation of a GenBank genome assembly.
CACGGUUUUGGGGCGUGGGCAAGACGCGCAGCGCAUACCCUUGGUAGAACACAUUGGCCAGCAGGAGCUGGCGCAUACUAGUGCUGGAAGCCGGGAACAAAUACAAAACCAGGGUCUGAACCCACCACCACCAGCUCACCACUCAAGUAGGGACCCUUCCAGCCGCCUCGUAGUUGGUGGUCGGCAGCUGUUGCGCACGAGCCCGCAAGACGACGACGACUUUUAUCAGGAGUUUCCAGAGGACGAGGGGGAAGAGGUCGAAAUCCAAGAAGAUACAAUCCAUUCGCAGGGAC